This is a messenger RNA of Ruditapes philippinarum (Manila clam), 879 nucleotides long. RefSeq names its product ryncolin-1-like. Lineage: Eukaryota; Metazoa; Mollusca; Bivalvia; Venerida; Veneridae. The transcript has a single exon. The record is from RefSeq and is a predicted model, not a curated record. The coding region runs from base 112 to 660 and encodes 182 amino acids.
AGGUAACCAGAGCUCGUUGAUUGCCUUGCACUAUAUCAACAAGGUUAUACCGAAGACGGUGUUUAUGUGAUUAAACCAACUGCACAUUCUCUUACUGAUGUAUGGUGUGACAUGUCAAAUGAUGGAUGGACUAUUAUACAACGACGUCAAGACGGAUCAGAAGAUUUUUACAGAAAUUGGGAAGAAUAUAAAAACGGAUUUGGGAAUACCACUGGAGAGUAUUGGCUCGGACUAGAAGAUAUGCAUUAUUUAACAAUUAACACAAGUUCACUUUAUGUAUACAUGGAAACGUUUGAAAAUGACAAUGUUGAUCCGGUUUCUGCCUAUGCUGAAUAUUCAACCUUCAGAAUUAAUCAUGAGAGUGAUAAAUACAGAUUGUCGGUUGGAGGAUAUGGCGGCUCGUGUGGCGAUUCCAUGUCGAAUCAUAACAAUAAUCAAUUCACAACAAAAGACAGUGAUAAUGAUCAAAACGGCGACAGGAAUUGUGCAGUGUCCUAUAGCGGAGGUUGGUGGUACAGACAUUGUCAUCGUGCAAAUCUGAAUGGACUAUAUCUGGAUGGAGCAGAUACUGAUUUCGGCCGAGGUAUCAAUUGGAAAAUGUGCUGGGGUUAUUAUUACUCUCUCAAGAAAUCUGUAAUGAAGAUUAGAAGAAACAAUUAACACUUUAAUUCGUUUCAUUUGAAACCUUUAAUUACACUAGUUUAAAUUUAAUUAUUAUAGAAUAUAUUUUGUUGUUUGCACAUGCUCCAAGAAUUCUAAAUGUAUAGACUGACAAUCCUUUUACAAAGUCGAAGAUUGGUUGACUCUGUUUUGUCCAGAUGACCAAAAGUGUGCAUAUCGACGACAUGAAGAACGCUUUACCGACGAUUACUUAUUGAC